Nilaparvata lugens (brown planthopper) is the source of this 1062-nucleotide messenger RNA. RefSeq lists its product as uncharacterized. Gene Ontology annotation, biological process: proteolysis. Gene Ontology annotation, molecular function: aspartic-type endopeptidase activity. The transcript has 2 exons. The coding region runs from base 1 to 1062 and encodes 353 amino acids. NCBI's taxonomy places the organism in Eukaryota, Metazoa, Arthropoda, Insecta, Hemiptera, Delphacidae. The record is from RefSeq and is a predicted model, not a curated record.
AUGCUAGCGGGAAGGUGUUCCUUUUGGAUGCGGAACCGGAGAGGGUUCUGGCAUCAUUGGAACAAUUUUGUAAGAGAAUUUCGGUCUCGUUAUUAUCCAGCAACUUACGAGGAAGACCUGGAUACUCAAAACCUGGGUCAACGGCAGCAUGAAGGUGAGGCCAUCGACGACUACGUAGAGGAACUUCAGACCCUCAUGAGGGGGAGAGGAGAUUUCUUAGUCAGCCACCAGCUGCAGAGGCUCUACAAGAAUCUUCUACCUCAGUACAAGCUGUACAUCAGGGAAGCCGAAAUCUAUUUGGUGGACGAUCUGCUCAAGCUGGCCAGGCAGUAUGAGAGAAUAAAAUCGGAGGAGAAAAGCGCUCAACAGAGGCAGUGGGCUGCGAAACAGGAGGAGCCUCGUCCUAGUUGCACCUGUGAGAAGGACCAGAAGAGGACUACAGACAAAGCCGCCGUGGUGAGAAAUAGGAACCAGCUUCAACUGGAACUGGAGUCACAGUUUGACAACAGGCUGUAUACUACAGUCGAGGUAGCUGACCACCAAUAUCGAGCUUUACUCGAUACAGGAGCUGAAUCCAACUACUUAAGCUUAGCAACGUUUGCAAGCUUAGAAGCAGCUGGAUGUGCAAGGAGAACUCCGACAGAGAGGGGUGUGAUCUUGGCGAAUGGAACAGCGGCGCGGCUGUAUGGGAAGGUGGAAAUCAACCUGAAAGUCAGCCAAGAGGUGCUACCCAAAGUGAUGACAAUCAUGGAGGGAUUAUCACCCAAAUUUUUAUUCGGUAUGCAGUUCCUGCAGGAGCACAGGGUGAAAAUCGACACCGGCACCCGCACCGUGGUGUGGGAGCCCCAAUCCAGGGAGAAGAGUACUUCAACCACCCAGAAAACUGGGAAGGCCGGAGGAAGAGAGAUAAAGUCCGGUGCAGCCGCGAUAGACAUGCAAGGAAAGUGUCCGCAACCCCAGGAGACACACGUCUUCAUGCUGGUAUGUGUCCGAGAUGUCUGGCUUAAUGCACUGGUCGAUACCGGGGCUGAGUCGUCCUAUGUCUCUGGAGAGGCAGCAUGA